AUGAUCUUCCACAACUUCCGCAGUUUUACCCAACUCGCAUACGGACUUAGUGGCCACCACGUAACCGUGCAGCAACUGGAUCAGCUCGCAGUGAUCCUCAAAAACGGCACUAAACAAUCCAACAUCAGCGAGCUCCCCAACUCGGCCCAGUCUCCUAUUGCUCGCUUUCCCCUUUCGACCGCCUGCAUCCACUGCGUUGGCAACUCUGUCGCAAUUCCCGAUUUUGAUCGCAUUCUCCUAUCCUAG
Penicillium samsonianum is the source of this 246-nucleotide messenger RNA. RefSeq lists its product as uncharacterized. NCBI's taxonomy places the organism in Eukaryota, Fungi, Ascomycota, Eurotiomycetes, Eurotiales, Aspergillaceae. The transcript has a single exon. The record is from RefSeq and is a predicted model, not a curated record. The coding region runs from base 1 to 246 and encodes 81 amino acids.